AUGCUGGAGAACUUGUGCACCCUUCCACUGAGCGCCGAGCUCUUCACCCAGGCCAUCCACCCAAGGGAGCCUUUGCUUGCGGUAGGCUUGUCGACCGGCCAUGUCGAGUGUUUCCGCCUGCCAGCGUCGGACCGCAGCUCGGACGACGAUGCAUCAGCCGACGUGAGCGUACUGUCCGACGGUAAGGGAACCAUCGACACGACAUGGCGAACUCGCCGGCACAAGGGCAGCUGUCGGACCCUGGGAUUCAGUCUCGAUGGAACUGCUCUCUACUCGGCCGGCACCGACUCCCUGCUCAAGCAUUUCUCCCCCGUCACUGGCCAGGUCGCCUCGAAGAUUGCCCUCCCCGCCCAUAACAACAGCCCUGAUGCCCCGACCCUCCUCCAUGUCCUGUCACCCCAGACGCUGCUUGUCGGUUGCGAUUCAGGCGCACUGCACCUUGUCGACCUCCGCGACCAUGCCCUGGCCUCCCAGAAGCCACAACAGACUCACAUCCCCCACUCCGAUUUUCUAUCGUCCAUUGCGCCUCUCCCGCCCAGCGACGCAAGCACCAGCGGCUUCAGCAAGCAGUGGGUCAGCACCGGCGGCUCUACAUUGGCCGUCACCGACCUGCGCCGGGGCGUCCUGGUCCGCAGCGAUGACCAGGAAGACGAGCUCCUGAGCUCUGUCUUUGUGCCAGGCCUGGGGCCAAAGAAGAACCGGGAGAAUGGGGUAGUUGCCGUCGGAACCGCCACCGGCGUUCUCACCCUCUGGGACAAGGGUGCGUGGGACGACCAGACCGACCGCAUCAUCGUGGACCGUGGUGGCGAGAGCUUGGAUUGUAUUGUCAGAGUCCCUGAUACAGUGACAUCAGGCAAGAAGGUCGCCGUCGGUGUUGGCGAUGGUACUGUGAGGCUUGUGGAUCUGUUCAAACGCGAGGUUGAGGCGACAUUCAGCCAUGACGAAGUUGAGGCUGUGGUCGGACUAGGCUUUGACUGCCAGGGCCGCAUGAUCAGUGGCGGAGGAACCUCGGUCAAGGUCUGGGAAGAGAGCGUCGGCGCCAGCUACGGCGGUCAUGAUGAUGAUGAUGAUGAUGGGGAUGAAGACGAAAGCGACGACGACGAUAACGAUAGCGAGAGCGACGAUGCUAGCGGCAGUAACUCCGAUGCUCCCGACGUUGAGGCACCCACGAGUACCAAGCGUCAAGCCGAUAGCGAGGAGGACUCUGGGUCCGACAGCGACGCCGGCUCCAGGAAGCGCGGCAAGAAGAAGAGGAAGAGGGGAAAGGUUGCCGUCGAUCUCGGUCCUCACGGUGCUCACGGCGUUUUGAAGUUCAAAGGCCUGGACUAG
Molecule: messenger RNA, 1329 nt
Organism: Neoarthrinium moseri
Lineage: Eukaryota; Fungi; Ascomycota; Sordariomycetes; Amphisphaeriales; Apiosporaceae
Exons: 2
Coding region: 1-1329 (442 amino acids)
Molecular function (GO): protein binding
Source: RefSeq, a predicted model, not a curated record